AUCUGGGUGUUUUGGUUGUGGAAGCUUUAGAUCAAUAUUAUUCAAUGGCGGUGAAACUCUUCGUUGUUGCUCUCUUCUCAGCAUUGUGUAUUCUCUUCCCUAUGGCUUCAGCCAAUUCCACUGACUUCCAAUAUUGCAAUAAGAAGACGGAUUAUGUUGUUAAGGUCCGUGGAUUGGAUAUCACACCUUACCCUGUCAAAGGAGGUAAAGAGACAACUUUCAGUAUAGCUGCGACUACAGAUGAGAAUAUCAGUGGCGGAAAGUUAGUUAUUGACGUCAAGUACCUAUUCCUUCACGUUCACAAGGAGUCUCAUGACAUUUGUGAAGAGACAUCUUGCCCUGUGUCGGGUGAUUUUGUGAUUUCUCACUCUCAAGCCUUGCCCGGAAUCACUCCUCCGGGUUCGUAUACUCUUACGAUGAGAAUGUUAGACGGAAGCAAUCGCGAACUGUCUUGCAUAACCUUUGGCUUCAGUAUCAGUUUAAUCACGGAAUCAAAAGCAGUAGCAGCAGAUAUGUAGUUAAGUUUAUGCUGAUCUGCAAAUCAUGUAAAUAAAUUUGCCUACUUUUUCAAGCGUUCGUCCCCAAGUUUACUGGUUUUAGGUCUUAUGUGUAAUAAAAAGACUUGCCGAUGUGUUUUGGCGCUGAUCUAAUGUUAUCAUCACACGAACACGAUCUUGCACUUGAA
Molecule: messenger RNA, 685 nt
Organism: Solanum lycopersicum (tomato)
Lineage: Eukaryota; Viridiplantae; Streptophyta; Magnoliopsida; Solanales; Solanaceae
Biological process (GO): intracellular sterol transport
Molecular function (GO): sterol binding
Source: RefSeq, a predicted model, not a curated record